Cyphellophora attinorum is the source of this 1446-nucleotide messenger RNA. Its product is annotated as putative RNA-binding protein. Gene Ontology annotation, molecular function: RNA binding. The record is from RefSeq and is a predicted model, not a curated record. Gene Ontology annotation, cellular component: nucleolus. The transcript has a single exon. Bases 1 to 1446 code for a protein of 481 amino acids. Gene Ontology annotation, biological process: maturation of LSU-rRNA from tricistronic rRNA transcript (SSU-rRNA, 5.8S rRNA, LSU-rRNA). NCBI's taxonomy places the organism in Eukaryota, Fungi, Ascomycota, Eurotiomycetes, Chaetothyriales, Cyphellophoraceae.
AUGGGUGAGAAGAAACGAAAGAGCCUCGACGCUCUCGCGGAAGCGCCGAGCAAGAAGAGCAAGAAAGGCGACGCAACCGAUGUUCCCACUCAAAAGAAGAGCAAGAAAAUCGAAACCACUGACAUUGUUGUACCUACCGCUGCUGCUGUGUCCAAGCAGAAGAGGAAGCGUGCGGCUGACUUUCUGGACGACGACGAAGACGCUGGUGGAGUAGACGUGCCUGCUGCGCAAUCAGAGUCAACCAAACCGAGCAAGAAGUCAAAGAAGAAGCAGAAUGGCAGCAAUGCAGCCGAAACCCUCACGGCCGACGGCUCAAAUGGCGUGGUAGAGCACGCAGGCGACGAGCAUGUCGAGACGAUCACCAAGGCGCCUAAGAAGACCAAGUCUAUGCAGCAAGAGGCGCAAGACACAGUCGACAAAGAAAUCGAGGACGAGUUCGCAGCCUUUUCCGAGGAUGACAACCAGUCAACAAAGAUCAUAGUCGACCCUGUCGGCUCUAACUCUGAUGAUGACGAAGGAACCAACAUCGACACCACCGCUGCCCUUCUCACCGGACUCGACAGCGACAGCGAUGACGAUGCCGCAGACACCGGCGACCUCACCCGCACCCCCGCCCUCCCCGACUACAAGAAGACGACAAAGAAGCUCCGCCAAGCCAAAGAACAAAAAUCCGGCGAGGAUACCCCCGGCACAAUCUACGUAGGCCGCAUCCCUCACGGCUUCUACGAGCCCCAAAUGCGCGCCUUCUUCACCCAAUUCGGCGACAUCACCCGCCUGCGUCUAGCACGUAAUAAGCACACCGCUGCGUCCAAACACUUCGCUUUCAUCGAGUUCGCAAGCUCCGAAGUAGCCAAGAUCGCCGCUGCAGCGAUGGAUAACUACCUCAUGUUCGGGCAUAUCCUGAAGUGCAAGUAUGUCGAGGCGGAGGCGUUACAUCCGGAUACGUUCAAGGGCGCGAAUCGAAAGUACAGGAAGAUUCCGCAUGUGAAGCUAGAGGGAAAGAGGUUGGCGGAAGCAAAGAGCGUAGAAGCAUGGAGUCGCAAAAACGAGAAGGAGAAACACAAGCGCCAGAAGAAGGCGAAGUUGUUGAAGGAGAAGAUGGGGUAUGAUGCGCCGAGUGGACGCUUGGUAGAUCCGGCUGAUGUUGUGGCGGCGGCGGCGAGCAAGCAAGCGCAGAUCGAGGAGAAGCCGGUGGAGGAGCGCAAGGAGAUCGCUGAUGUGGCAGCAACGAAUGGCAUAGCGAACGGCACAUCGAAGGAGAAGAAGGCGAAGAAGGACAAGAAAGCCGUCAAAGAUCAGACAUACAUCGCUGAUGCGGUGGUUGCGAAUGGCUCAGCGCAGGAAAAGCAGACGAAGAAGGCGGAGACUGAGGUGAAGGAGACCAAGAGUGAGCCGAAGGACAAGAAGAAGGCCAAAAAGGUCAAGAGCGCUGCAGUUGUGGCUUAG